Messenger RNA from Odontomachus brunneus, 1416 nucleotides. Its product is annotated as barH-like 2 homeobox protein. Lineage: Eukaryota; Metazoa; Arthropoda; Insecta; Hymenoptera; Formicidae. Gene Ontology annotation, biological process: regulation of DNA-templated transcription. Gene Ontology annotation, molecular function: DNA-binding transcription factor activity, RNA polymerase II-specific; DNA binding. The transcript is spliced from 4 exons. The record is from RefSeq and is a predicted model, not a curated record. Bases 230 to 898 code for a protein of 222 amino acids.
UCACGCAGAACGACACGCAGCAUCCGAACGGUAGCAUGACAGUCGGAUCUCCCGGUGCAAGUGCAGUGAUACAGUUUCUAUCGGACUGAUAGAACGGAUAGCGACUGAUUGUUGUUGUUGUUACUGUUGUUACUGUUGUGGUUGUUGUUCGUGCGUCGCUUCAGCGCGACUGCAACCUCGAUUGGCAGCCGCGCGAGUGUCGUGGCCGCGCCGUUCCACCCCGAGGACGAUGAUGCAGGAGCACAAGUCCUUCCUGAUCAGGGACCUCCUGGGGGACGUGUUGGCCGACCGAGUCCAAGAAGACUCGGAGGACGACUCAGCCGUCCACUCGGAUUCCGAGGACACCAUUGAUCCUGGCAGUAGUCCUUGCACGCGUCUAGGAAGUCCUCCCCCGGCGCUUUCGCCGUCGCCUGGUCUCGCGACCACAUCCGGAAAGUCCUGUAAUGUGACUAGCAGCGCACCGCCGACUGGCAGAAAACCGCGAAGACGACGUACCGCCUUUACUCAUGCCCAGCUCGCUUACCUCGAGAGAAAAUUUCGUUGCCAGAAGUAUCUGAGCGUGGCGGAUCGCAGUGACGUCGCCGAUGCCUUGUCGCUGUCGGAAACGCAGGUGAAGACCUGGUAUCAAAACAGAAGGACAAAGUGGAAACGGCAGAACCAACUGCGGCUGGAGCAGCUGCGCCAUCAGGCCACCGUCGAGAAGGAACUCCUGGUGCACGGUCUUCAUCACGGUAGCAUAGACGCUUAUUGCUCACCUUACAACGCACAAACGCAGACCAGUCAUCCUCCACCACCACCGCCGCCGCCAGCACCAUCCACCGCCUCGACGGCGGCGUUUCUCUCCACGGCGGCCGCGCUCUUCCGAAAUGUCACCUACGUACACGGUUGCCCCCUUUAACCCGCAGGAUUCCAAAGAUCUCGAGAUGACUUCUGGAUCAGCGCAACGGAAGAGAGACUCGGACGGACCAUUCGUGUCGUGAGUGUCACUACACCUUGAAGUGUUGUCACGGAGAUAUAUAUUUCCGAUGCAAAGUUAGCGUCAGGUUUGCAAAGAUAAACGAAGAUGACGGAGAUGGGCUAUUUUUCGUCGUGACCGAAAGAAAUCAUGCUGCGACUUCGUAAUAUAAAUCAAGAAUAUACAUUAGAAGCACGCGCCUGAUCGACGAUGAGCGAUUUACAUGAUUUAACGACAGAUUGAUCUCGUAGCUACUUUAGUGAUCUUAGAUUGAAUAAUAAUAGUAAUAAUAAUGUGCAACGCGCUCGACCACAUGUAAAUGAGCGCAUCACGCGCUAUUGAACUCUAGUUCUCAUUAAUUCAGUUGGCUAUCGUUACUCGCUGUCAACGAUCUGUCGAGUAUCUUUUAUGAAAUAUAGAAGAGGUUAUUGUAGAUAAAUAGAUAUUAUUAUCGAGAUACA